This is a messenger RNA of Humulus lupulus (European hop), 1301 nucleotides long. RefSeq names its product factor of DNA methylation 5-like. Lineage: Eukaryota; Viridiplantae; Streptophyta; Magnoliopsida; Rosales; Cannabaceae. Bases 312 to 1058 code for a protein of 248 amino acids. Gene Ontology annotation, biological process: gene silencing by siRNA-directed DNA methylation. The record is from RefSeq and is a predicted model, not a curated record. The transcript is spliced from 8 exons.
AAUAACUCUACUCUAAAUUUUAUUUCUCUCUCUCACACACUCCAUUCUAAAUUUUCUUGUUCCUACUAGUCUAGCUGGCCCAUUGUUUUCCACUGAUGUGUUUGUUCAUUUACCACUCUCAUUUCACCUUCUGAAUCAAACAAAAACAAAGCACUGGGCUGGGUCUUGCCUGUUAUUUAUUUUCUCUCUGUAUCCAAAUAUUAAUUUUGGCUUCUUUCUUCUCAUGCCUACGUUUGCAGCAGCAGCAGCAGCAGGGAUUUGAAGUAUUGUGAUAUAUUGCUAUUCAUGCAGAUCACCAUUUCUGGAUUAAUAUGAAGAAUGAAAAUCUAGCGGAGUUAGAGAGAGGAUGCUAUCUUUCUAAGGAAAUAUCCCGACUAUAUGCUUUUAAUUAUGAAGAAAGGACAAAGGUACAAGAUCUCGAAAAAGAAGUUGCAAUGUUGAAACAGCGGAUCGAUGAUAUGGAAAAUGAACAGAAGAUUAUGAAAAAGAACAAGGCAGUUCUACAAGAAUCGAGUGAGGAUGACAAAGCGCUUAUGGGAGCUCUUAUUGCAAAUGAGCAAAAGAUCAAGGAUGAGUUGACUGAUCUAAGGAGGUUCUUCAUUGACCAUUUGAAAGGAAAUGUAUCAAGUCCUACUCCUUUCGUUGUUAAGAAAAUGGGUGAACUCGACUCUCAACCAUUCAUUCAAGCAAUGGGAAUAUCCAAGGAGGACACCAUUAUUCAUGAAGCUAUAGUGAAUUGCUCAUUAUGGAACGAGAAUAUUAAAGAUCCACACUGGCAUCCUUUCAAAAUUAUCAGCAUUAGAGGGAAACUUAAGGAAGUCAUUGAUGAGGAGGAUGAGAAGCUGAAAGGACUAAAGAAGGAAUUCGGUAAAAACGUUCAUGAGGCGGUUAAAACGGCAUUAACUGAGAUGAAUGAGUAUAACCCUAGUGGUCGUGUUGUUGUACCAGAGCUGUGGAGUGUCGAAGAAAAUAGGAAAGCAAGUUUGAAGGAGGUGGCUGCGUAUAUGCUCGAUGGUUCCACUCCUAAGAGGAGCAAACGCCUAAAGAAGAGAAAGUGAAGUUCAUCAUAUACUUGUACUUGGAACUGGGAUUUGGUCUGUGACUGACACCAUUAUUUAGAUAUAUUUUGGAAACUAGUUUCAAGUUUUAUAUUGACAAGACUUCAGGAUGACCCCCUUUUUGUUCUUUUAUGAUGGGCUUUUGUUUUGUAAUUAUGGGUCAUGUUUUGAUCAUCGCCUAAGUACUUUUGAGCAUGCUUGUUCUUAAUUCAUAUUGAAAACCUAAGUUUUCUAUCUUUCUAA